Molecule: messenger RNA, 1887 nt
Organism: Juglans microcarpa x Juglans regia
Lineage: Eukaryota; Viridiplantae; Streptophyta; Magnoliopsida; Fagales; Juglandaceae
Product: transcription factor TGA2-like
Exons: 14
Coding region: 336-1682 (448 amino acids)
Biological process (GO): DNA-templated transcription; regulation of DNA-templated transcription
Molecular function (GO): DNA-binding transcription factor activity; sequence-specific DNA binding
Source: RefSeq, a predicted model, not a curated record
AAACUUUGUGAAAAUUAGAAAAAUCAGAAAAAACAAUUCAUGUCAAAGCACUAAACCUUAGAAAAAGCAAAUAAAAAAAUCAUUAGUCAUCGGAAAGUGGAAGAUUUCCACGCUAGAAGACGUCCCUCUCUCUCUGUUCUCUUCUCUCUCACUUAAUCCAAUGAUACGCAGAGUAGCAUCAUCAUAGCGUCGUCAAAAUCUCAGAUUGCUUCGGGUACUGGUUCUGGGGUUUCUUCUUUGGCUGAGGGGGGGGGCUAAGGAGUUGACGAUGAUGGUGGUUUCUGGGCAGUCGAACAAUUAGGAUUGGCGCAGAAGAUGUGGGAACAGCAAGCGUGAUGCCGAGCUUCGAUUCUCAAUUACCUAUUUCCAAUGCGCUUUGUACCGAGGGAAAUGCAAUCCAUUCUUUUCGCGUUUCUGAUUUCGGGGCAUUCGAGCAAUCAAUUGGAUUUCGCUUAGAGGAUGCUGUUGACCUGACUGGAAAUACUGUGCUUCGUUCUACAAAAGUAAGUGGGCAAGUAGUUGCUUCCAAUCCCCUUCAUAUUGGCACCUUCGAUAAGUCGCCGAGUUCAGUUGAUAUAAAUUCAUCUGCCUUCCGCGUGGAGCGCCAGAGGUUGCCUUUAGAAAAGGGUCAAGCAUCAAAUCUUGUUUCUAUAUCAAGUGGUCAUAUAGAGAACUGGGAAGAGUCUGCCAUGGCUGAUGCGAGUCCUAGGACUGAUAUAUCAACAGAUGUGGAUACAGAUGAUAAGAAUAACAGGUUUGAUAGAGCCAUUGCUAAUGUGGCAUCUGAUUCCAGUGACAGAUCAAAGGAUAAAACGGAUCAGAAGACUCUCCGCAGGCUUGCUCAAAAUCGGGAGGCUGCAAGAAAAAGCCGAUUGAGGAAAAAAGCGUAUGUCCAACAGCUGGAGAGUAGCCGUUUGAAGCUGACCCAACUAGAGCAGGAGCUUCAACGAGCAAGACAGCAGGGAAUCUUCAUAUCAAGCUCAGGAGACCAAGCCCAUUCAAUGAGUGGAAAUGGGGCCAUGGCAUUUGAUGUGGAAUAUGCACGAUGGCUGGAAGAGCAAAAUCGACAAAUUAAUGAACUGAGAUCAGCAGUCAAUUCUCAUGCAAGUGAUGCAGAGCUACGUAUCAUUGUUGAUAAUAUCUUGUUACACUAUGAUGAGAUUUUUAGGCUGAAGGGCAUUGCAGCCAAGGCUGAUGUUUUCCAUUUGUUGUCUGGCAUGUGGAAAACACCUGCGGAGAGGUGUUUCUUGUGGCUUGGUGGUUUCCGUUCAUCUGAGCUCCUAAAGCUUCUUGCAAAUCAUUUGGAGCCUCUGACAGAGCAGCAACUGGUGGGCAUUAACAACUUGCAGCAGUCAUCCCAACAAGCGGAAGAUGCAUUAUCUCAAGGGAUGGAGGCAUUGCAACAAUCCCUGGCUGAGACAUUGUCAAGUGGAUCUCUUGGUUCCUCAGGUUCAUCUGGGAAUGUGGCAAACUACAUGGGUCAAAUGGCCAUGGCCAUGGGUAAACUAGGGACCCUUGAGGGGUUCAUUCGCCAGGCUGACAAUCUCCGGCAACAAACGUUGCAACAAAUGCACCGUAUAUUGACAACACGCCAGUCAGCUCGUGCUCUUCUUGCGAUACAUGACUAUUUUUCCCGGCUACGAGCUCUUAGUUCCCUCUGGCUUGCCCGCCCUAGAGAGUGAACGCCCUUCUCUUCUCCAAAGCUGACUGAUAAAACUAUGGAUCCUGAAUUUGAAAAAGAAAUUUCUCGUGUUGUAGUCUUAGAAUUCCAGUGUAUUGUUGGUAUCAGUAUUGCUUUGUCCGUUUAAGUCAUUGUAUGAUCUAGAAACGAUAUUGUCAAUGAGCUACAUGUAUCUUGUUUGCUAUCAAUAAUAAUGCUAUUAUUUA